Molecule: messenger RNA, 2660 nt
Organism: Phycomyces blakesleeanus NRRL 1555(-)
Lineage: Eukaryota; Fungi; Mucoromycota; Mucoromycetes; Mucorales; Phycomycetaceae
Exons: 6
Coding region: 857-2473 (538 amino acids)
Source: RefSeq, a predicted model, not a curated record
UGCGUACGAUGGUUGAAGAAGCCAACAAACGAAACCUUACGGACGAGCAGCGUUCGGCAGCGUCCAUGAAUGUAUCUUUCGUUCUCGAUAACGUGGUCCCAAGGGUAUCUUCCCAACUCAACUACCACUUUGAUCGUCCUAUACCCGAGUUAGAUUCUCUUCGCGCCAGUUUGAGAGAAUUGACGUAUUUGAAAUAACAAAAAGUUCCUAAAGAAUCCAGCCGAGAAAGUUGAAAUGUAGGAAUGCCCAUAACACGUGAAAAUGAAAAUGAAAGAAGAAGAGCAAAAAGAAGACCAAUAACAAGAAGAACAAGAGCUUGAGCAAGAGUUAUAACAAGAGUUAUAGCAAGAACCAGAGCAAGAACCGGCACAAGAACAAAAACAAAAACAAAAGCAAGAGUAAGAAAAGGCUGAUAUCUACGGACUCUUCCUCUUCCUCUUCCUCUUCCUCUUCCUCUUCCUCUUCUUCCUCUUUUUCUUCUUCUUCAUCUUCUUCUUCUUGACAAAACAAAUGUACUCCUCAUUGUUCGACACCUUGGACAUCUUGACUCGACACUCCUGUUUUUUUUAAUUUAUCACAUCGUUCUCCUUUGCUUGUCAAUAGAUCCAGUAAAGACCCAACAUAUAGCAUCAUCUCCCCUCUUUUAUUUUUGGAUUUUUUUUCCUGGUUGUAGUUAUACUUAUAAAAAGGGAUCUCUUUGUAUCUGAGUCUUUUACAAUCGUGCGCACUUCAUCUCUCUCUUUUUUUCGCUUUUAUUAUUUCUCUUCUUCUUUCUCUUCUUCUUUCUCUUCUUCUUUCUCCUCUUCUUUUCUUUCAUUUUUCCUUUUUCCUUUUCACUUUUUUAUUUUAUUUUAAUAUGUUGCCUGAUACACCUCUUACCCGGGGUGUCGUUAUUGGAGGAAUUUUUAUUGUAUCAGCUAUAGCCCCGGCCUCAUUUUUAUACACCAGUCUAGUUCUUAUGAAAGGCCAGAUAUUUCUUCCGACACUCUUGCUCCAUUUAUUUCAUGCAAUCAUUCCUAUACUAUCAAAUAUCAUUCAUACCUGGCUUGUACUCGAGGUUCUUUUCUGGUGCUUUUUCUUAACCACUCGGAGUCGUCUUCAGCAGGAACGCUCUCACAUGGUACCAAUGUCCAAAAAAGCUCGAUUGGAAUUAUUUGAAAAUUGUGUUGACGCCAUCGAAAAAAUCGAACCUUGGAUAACUGGAUGGUACUACGAUGCCGAUACUAUCGAGAAUCCUAAAUUUGAGGAUAUUAAAAAAGACAACCUGGCUGAAUGGCUUGCCGGGUCGCUGUGGAAUGAUUACCUUGAACCUGUGACGCAAAAUCCAGAAUAUGCAGCUGAGCUUGAUGGCUAUCUUCAGCAAACGGAAAAGAUGUUCAAUGUAAAAUUCCCAGAAGGUCGCAAUCCGCAGAUCCGUUGUAUUCGAAUGUCUCUCGACCCAAUCGAAGCAGUACAUCGACCCCUAUUUGUUUAUGUCAGCCUGUACAUCAUCACUUAUAUCUUCAAUACUCUCUUUCUCAAAACAGCCUGGGGAUUCCGAAGAUACGGCACUGAUUCCCCUUCUGUUCUCUGGGGUGGCUUCCUUGAGUACCCCCACAUUAUAAUGGAAGGGAUUCAAGCUGUUUUCAGAAACACGCACGAUUUGUCAACACCACACCCUAAAUCCCCCCAAUAUAAGCACAAGAGCCUCGUGUAUUGGUAUAGAACCCCCUCUGUAGCCGCAACGAACAAAACUCCCUUGUUGUUUAUCCAUGGUUUAGGGGCUGGGCCAGUGUGCUACACCGAAUUUAUCCAUCGUCUCGCCAGCCUUGACAGACCUAUUUUUGUUCUUGAAUUGCCUUAUGUAUCAAUGCAUAUGGUAGAGUAUGCCCCCGGAAUUGAUGAGACCGUACAGGAAGUUGUAGGGAUGCUACAGAACCAUGGGUACGAGCGUGCAGUUGUAGUAUCUCAUUCAUAUGGGACAGCAAUUGCCAGCUGGCUUAUGAAAAAAGUGCCUGAACGGGUGGCUGGUUCAGUUUUAAUUGAUCCAAUCUGUUUUCUCAUGCACUACCACAAUCUCUGUUUCAACUUUUUAGUUCGUAUACCUAGACGAGCAGUGGAGUAUGCUAUGCGCUAUUUUGCUGGACGUGAAUUAUAUACUUGUUAUUUUCUUAAGAGACGAUUCCAAUGGGUUGAUACCAUAUUCUUUGUUCAUCCUGAAACAGCAGAAGAUGGAACUACUCAUGAACCAGCUAUUCUUGACCCGUCCAGUCCCUUAAAAAACGCAGUAGUUUUUUUAUCAGAGCUAGACAUUGUUAGCAAUAGUCCCCUGGUGGGCAAGUAUCUUACAGGGCGUGGUGUAGACGCAAGGCUUAUGACAGGUCUUGAUCAUGCUGGGUUCAUGUUCAAUUGGGAGUGGCGCGAAAGAAUUCUUCGGCAAGUGGAACGCGUUGCUAGCAACGUAGAUGACGAAGGAGUCGCAGAAUACCAAUAAGACCACUUUAAAUAAUUGGCACCUUCAUAAAUUACAAUACAUGCUUGCAUAAACAUUACAUGUAUUCAUUUACACGUGUAUAAGGAAUAUUGACUAAAUAAUCGAUAAAAAUUGCAAUACAUAAUAAGCAAAGGCUAUGUAAAGCCUGCUUUUGUUCAAAUAAAGGUAUACGAUUGAAUUAACUGAU